AUGCUUGUUGACGACUGGGAGAACAUCACCAAGAACAACCAGCUGGUCCCGCUUCCUCACCCGCACCCCGUUGACGACAUUCUGAGCGACUACCUCAAUUACGAGCGUCCCAACAGGGAAGAUGGUUCUGCAAACAUGGACAUUCUUGAAGAAGUCGUCGCCGGACUUCGCGAGUACUUUGAGAAGUCUCUGAGCCGGAUCCUCUUGUACCGCUUUGAGCGCCCUCAGUACCAUGAGAUUCGCAAGGUGUGGGAGAAGGCUGGCGAGGAAGACAAGCACAAGUCGGUCUGCGAUACCUAUGGACCUGAACACUUGUGCCGCCUGAUGGUGUCUCUUCCCGAGCUCGUUGCUCAGACAAACAUGGACCAGCAAUCCGUGGCGCGUCUGCGUGAGGAACUUUCCAAGCUCACCGUCUGGCUCGGCAAAAACGCAAAGAACUACUUUGUGAGCGAGUACGAAACCCCCUCUCAGGAGUAUAUCGACAAGGCUCGGAGUUUCUAG
This is a messenger RNA of Colletotrichum phormii, 501 nucleotides long. RefSeq names its product histone acetylase complex subunit. Gene Ontology annotation, cellular component: nucleus; Rpd3S complex; NuA4 histone acetyltransferase complex. Lineage: Eukaryota; Fungi; Ascomycota; Sordariomycetes; Glomerellales; Glomerellaceae. Gene Ontology annotation, biological process: regulation of DNA-templated transcription; chromatin organization. Bases 1 to 501 code for a protein of 166 amino acids. The record is from RefSeq and is a predicted model, not a curated record. The transcript is spliced from 3 exons.